CACACUGCUCGGCGCUACAGCAUUUUUUCAUUCAAAACUUCUCAAACUGAAAAUUCACAGGAAAUCUAGAUAUUUCUUUUCGUAUUUAUGUGAAAAUAAAUCAAUUAUUUUGUGUAGAAUCAGUGAACUGUCUUAUGUCAAUAUGCCACCCAAGCGCGAUCCCAUUAGCGUCCGCACGACGCGCCUAAAUAAUUUAAUACUUGGCAAAGGAGUUGGCGUCACCCAGAAGCCAGCAGGCUCUAGCGGCGGUUCCCGAAGAAGUAUUUUGCCUGUGAGCACCACAAGUGCAGCUGUUGCCGAGGCGGUAUCCCGCGAAGGCUUGCUCGACGCAUUCUGCUUGCUAUACAAUGAAUGCGACAAGGAUGCCCUGAAGAAGCGCGACCGCAACAUUUCCGAGUUUGUGAAUAAGUUCCGCCCCAUUGUCGAAAAGACUCGCAAACUGCGCGUCAAUGCGGAUGACUUCACCAUCAAGGCGCUUAUUGGCCAGGGAUAUUUCGGGAAUGUGCAUCUUGUGGUGGAGCGUCAGACGUCCGACAUCUACGCCAUGAAGAAGAUUAAAAAGUCUGUUGUGACCACUUCCCAUGUGAAGGACGAGCGCGACAUUAUGUCGGCGCGCAACUCUGAGUGGCUGAUAAAUUUGCAGUACGCUUUCCAGGACAACGAUAAUUUGUAUCUGAUCAUGGAAUAUAUGCCUGGCGGAGAUUUACUCAGCCUGAUGUCUCGCCACGGACCCUUUGACGAGGACCUUGCGCGCUUCUAUCUCGCUGAACUGACUCUGGCCCUGCACACACUCCACGAAAUGGGAUAUGUGCAUCGCGAUAUUAAGCCGGAAAAUAUACUGAUUGAUCGCUUUGGGCACAUUAAGCUGGCUGAUUUCGGCAAUGCGGCUGCCCUAGACCGAGACGGGCAUGUGCUCAGCCUUUCGCCCGUGGGUACGCCGGAUUACAUAGCUCCGGAGCUGCUGCAGACCAUCUCCACUUACAAACUAACAAAGUCGAUGCAUGAUGUGAGUGCGGCUGUCAGCUGCGAUUACUGGUCCAUGGGCAUCAUUGGCUAUGAGUUGCUUUGCGAAACGACGCCGUUCCACGAGGACAAUGUGCACGAGACCUACUCAAAGAUACUCUCCCACUGCGAGGAGAGCCACCUGAAGGAGCUGAUCAACUUUCCCAGCGAGCUAAAGGUCUCGAAGAACUACAGGGAUCUGAUCGAGUCGUUGGUCACGAACCCAUCGAAGCGUCUGUCCUACGAUCGCAUCAAAACACAUGCCUUCUUUGACGAUAUUCAAUGGAAUUGUAUGCGCUCUCAGGUGCCGCCCAUUAUCCCAACCAUCAAGUCGGACGAUGAUACAUCCAAUUUUGAGGAUGUCACGCGACUCAAGUCCCGCAGGGAUCCGCUGGGCAAAAAGUCCCUCACUACGAACAUGAAGUCGCAUGAUUUUAGUGGCAAGGAUCUGCCGUUUUUGGGCUACAGCUUUGUGCAUAUGGACAAGACGCCAAAUUGCGAUUCCGUCGACGAGGCGCGUGCCAACAAAUUGCAGGAAAAGCUCAAGGACCUGCAGCAAAGGCUCAAGUCGCGAGAGACUGAGAUCUCAAUGCUGAAGCAGGAUCUCUUGCGGGCCCAGCAGUCGCUCAAGAAAACGGACAACAAGUCGGAGGUGGUGCUGGACGCCAAAAUGGAAAUCAAGAAGCUACAGCAAAUAAUCAAGGACAAGACAAUGGAGUUGGCCAAUUGCAAGACACAAAUCAAGACCCUCCAGAGCUCGGCCAAAGUGGAUGAGGAAAUGUGGUCCAAAAAGGAGUCCACAAUCACGGACCUGCUGCGGCUGAAUCGGCAAAAGUACGAAGAGGCAAAGAUAUCCUCGGAGCAGCGCUACGAAAAGCAACUGGCCGAGAAAAAGCAGGAGUUGGCCUCCACACUGCAGAAAAUGGAUGCCCGUGAGCUCGAGUUUGUUGCCAAGAGCGACGAAUGCAAGCAUCUGACCGCCAAGCUGCAGAACUACAAGGAUAUGCUUAAGCAGCUGAAGGAGCAGACCAUCAAGGCCGAUGCCGGGCACGAGCAGCAAAAGAGCCAGAUGGCCGAGUCCUACGAGCAGAAGCUGUUGGAUCUGCGCAACAAGAUACGCGAGUCGCAGGACUCGCACCGCCGCUUGACAUUGGAGAUGCAGGGAAUUCGCACGGAGCUGGACGAAUCGAUUAGCUCUGGAAAAUUGACCCAAGAGGCCAAGCACGCCACAGAGCGCAACAUCGAGGACUUAUUGAGACGUCUCAACCACGAGAUAGCCUCGAAUAAUGAGCUGCAUGCGACGAAGGCAAAACUCGAGUCGCAGCUGAGGCAGAAGGAGAACGAAACUCAUGAAGCGAAGGCCGAGUGCCAGCGCUUGGAGCGCGAACUACAGGUCGCCGAAUGCCGCUGCCACAUGGCCGAAUCCUCUCUGGCCUCUAAUGCUUCCCCUUACAACACAGCGCCUGGGUCUUUAACCGAACUGAAUGCCAUUGAAGACCAGCUGGUGGCCGCCAAAGAGGGCGAAAGCCAGCAGAAGGUCCGUGCCGAUCAACUCCAAACUCUUGUCACCAAACUGGAGCAGAUGCUGGAGCGCUUCAGCGAGCAAAACCAAAGCCUUUGUCACUAUGAAAAACUUGAAGACAAGCUGGCGGCCGUACGAGAGCUAAUGAUUGUUGAACGUCAGGCAGCGCGAGCGGCUAACCUCUCACUGUGGAAAGUGGAAAAGCAGCUUGAGGAAGCCGUGGCGGAGAAGAAACUAUUGGCGCGCCGCAUGGAGCUGACAGAGGAUCGCAUUAAGAAGGCCCAGAGUGGCCAAGAGGAGUCGCAGCGCAUGCUCAAAUCCUCACAGGAAGAGACGCGCCAGCGAGAGUCACGCAUCGAGGAGUUGAAGCAGGAACUGGCUGCUGCCAAGCGGGAUGUCAUGAAGGAACAUCGCCUGUGGGAGAAGGCCGAGCAGGAGCGCAUGAAGUGCAAGUCGGAAAUAAUCGAGCACCUGGCCAACGUGCACAAACUCGAGCAGCAGGAGACUGGCCUGCGGCAGAAGCUACAGCAAAUGCAGCUGCGCUUCGACGGCGUCAUGUUGGAGCAGAAGAGCAUGCAGCGUCAGCUGCAAGAGGAGCGUGAAAACAGCACUGCCGCGACUGAAUCGAGCCACAGCCUGCAGCGAGAGCUGAAGGCGAUGACGGAGAACUUCCAGAGGCUGAAGCAUGCCUGCAGCGUGACGGAUAACCAGUUGACCGAGGUAGAGACCAUGCUGAAGACCGAGCAGGAUCGCAACAAGUCGCAGCAGACCCAGCUGGACGCUUGCCACGUGCAACUGCGAGAGCGAAACGACCAGCUAACGAAGCUGCGCCAAGAGCUGCCGGGAAUAGAGGCCGGCAAGCGGCUGGCCGAGCAGCGAGCCCAAGUGCUCUCCUCGGAGUUGAAGGAACUGAAGCAGAAUCUAAUGGAGCAGCACAAGAAGAUGGUCGCCCAACAGGGCCAACUGGUCGAGCAGACAAACGUUCUGUUCGCCACACAAGAGCGGGUGGACGUUUUGGAUGGCCAGAACUCGAACUACCUGGCACAGAGCGCCGACUGCGAGCGCGAAUUGCUCAACUUGAAGGAGGAAAACGCACGCAUCCUCAGCGAGCUCUUCCACAAGAAAGAGGAGGUGCGCAACCUACAGGCCGAGAUAGCCGAGCUGCAGACCGCUCAGGCGGAGCUGCAUACGGAGAUCGAUGAGCUGAACGACACGAUGGCCGAAAAGAAACAGUUUUAUAGGGACCGUGACAUCAAGACACAGGUCACGCUGGAACAGCAGAAGAAGUUGAUCGAUUACUUGCAGCUCAAAGUAGAAGACCUGUCCACCAAGAAGAAGAAAACCCUGGCGGACAAGCUGUUUGGCACGAGUCAUGGCAACAAGGAGAACAUCUCCUCCAAUGAUGUGGAAUCUUCCAUUCUCUAUCGCACCCUGCGCGAAGAACUACGCCGCGAACAAAAGAACUCGGCCAUGUUGAAGGAGCAACUUGAGAAGCUCAAUGGAACUGCCACGCUUCGCUCGCCACUCAAGUCGUCGGGAGAUCAGCUCAAGCAGAGGCCUGUCAGCAUCGCCGUCACUCCACGCUCCCCCCGCAAGCAGGUGUCGUCCCUGAAACGUACCAAAAGCCAGAUAGAGAUCACCACCACAGCAGAGAAGGAUUCGCACCAAAAACAGACUGUGGGUCAGCAGCAGCAGCAGUCCCGCUGGCACCGCUUCGAGCAGGCACUACAGGAAUCAAAGACAGGUGCUCCGGACUGUGUGGCGUGCAAGCAGAGCAUUAUCGCCGGCUCGGCUUACUGGCGCUGCAAGGAGUGCAAGGACGCGGCCCAUCGCAAGUGCCGCACGAACGUACAAGGCGAAUGCGGAGCCCCGAAGCCUAGUGCCCCGUCAGGGGCUGACGCAAUCAGUGUUGCCCCAUCUGUGGGCAGCAGCAGCCUCGAGAGCGUGGAUAGCACUAGUUCAGACAACGUCGGCAGCGGGGAGUACAUUGGCAAGCUAGUGUACAGCUCGGAUGCCCAAGGGGAUCAAGAGCACGGGAAAAAUCUGGAAGUAAACUGCGCCUUUGAGGUGGCGGAGCAGCAACUACUGCUGCUGGGCUGCAGCACCGGUCUGUAUGCCUACCAUGUGGACACGCAGCGACUGCUCCACAUUGCUGGCAUCGAGUCCGUGAGCUGCAUGUCGAUCUGCAAACGCCUGGCCAAGGCCAUCAUAGUGGGAACGGUCGCGGAGAAGCUGAUUCAGUGCGACUAUCGACAACUGAAGUCGCGCUGCCAGAGUUCCAGUGCGUGUCACAGACCCGUGCUCGAGACCUCGGCCAUAGAGCUGCCGCUUGCCAACCGAAAGGCCGAUGAGAAGUGGAAGCUAGUUUUGAUUUCCAACGAGGCGGAGAAUGCCCUGGACUCUGUGGCCAUAGCGGCCACAUCCACUCGCAUUGUCAUCUUGAAGUACGAACAUAAUUUGCACAAAUUCAACCCCGUGCGUGCUCUCGACACGAACACUGCGGUCACCUCGAUCUUCUUUACGCGCCACUCUGCCAUUGUCAGCUCGGACAUGUUCUACGAGAUCGAUCUGGACAAUUAUUCGGCCGAUGUGUUUGUCGACCUGGCGAAUAAGUCAAUGCAGAACACCGCCAAUUGGCAGCCCCUCAUGGCUGUGCGCAUUUCACGGCAGGAAUACCUCCUGUGUUUCGCCGAGUACGGCGUGUUCGUGGAUGAGUUCGGCUGUCGCUCGCGCCCCUACGACUUGAGCUGGGUCUACGCCCCGACGGGAUUUGUGUACCGCGAACCCUUUCUCUUCAUAUCCCACAACCAGUGCGUGCAGAUUGUACGCCUCCAUCGAUCCUUCAGCAAGGAACUUGCCGACACCGACAUCAACUCUGAGCUCACCGAAUCAUCGGACCUGCAGCGCGUCUACUUGCCCCACUACAUGUCUACGUUGCUGGCAAACAGUGGCGACAUCAACCUGUACACACUGGCUCUUGACGCUAAGUCGUCUACUACUGGCUCACAAAGGAUCUACCACUUGGAUACACUGCAGGCGUUCAAACACAAGUUGAAUGUGUCCAUGGAGACAAUUUCGUCGGUGGCCACAUCCGUGACACUGGGAUCGGCAAUGACAAUGGAUAGUAUAUAAAUACGCUUACGGAUAACUCCAAAUUAUUUAUAUAAACCGAGAGAAGAGGGCCUCACACACAGAAAUAUACUUACAUACAUACUUUUAAGUACCAUUUAUGAUCGGUCCACGCCUGUCCAUGAUUUGAUGGCAACUUUGCAGAAAGGACGACUUGCCCGUAAUUUAAUUUAAAAUAUUUGUUUAUUUAAAUAUUUGUAACAACUUUGUGCGGAUAAUACACAAAUAAAAGCAUUCUCGACUAAUA
This is a messenger RNA of Drosophila miranda, 5900 nucleotides long. RefSeq names its product citron Rho-interacting kinase (gene sti). NCBI's taxonomy places the organism in Eukaryota, Metazoa, Arthropoda, Insecta, Diptera, Drosophilidae. Gene Ontology annotation, biological process: actomyosin structure organization; peptidyl-threonine phosphorylation. The coding region runs from base 143 to 5656 and encodes 1837 amino acids. The record is from RefSeq and is a predicted model, not a curated record. The transcript is spliced from 6 exons. Gene Ontology annotation, molecular function: protein serine/threonine kinase activity; ATP binding. Gene Ontology annotation, cellular component: cytoplasm; actin cytoskeleton.